Molecule: messenger RNA, 1343 nt
Organism: Fomitopsis serialis
Lineage: Eukaryota; Fungi; Basidiomycota; Agaricomycetes; Polyporales; Fomitopsidaceae
Exons: 9
Coding region: 140-1153 (337 amino acids)
Source: RefSeq, a predicted model, not a curated record
CUCCGAGCAGCUCAGCGCAUCUCCCAGCAGAUGCGUUUUCCAUUGGGUGUCAGGGUCCGUAUACGAACAACGACUUCGGUUCGGCAAUUUCACUCGUCUCUUGUGCUCGUCUUCCAUCCUGCAUCUCGCCGCAAAAUACAUGCCAGCCCAGAAACGCCCUCAACCCGACGACGACGAGGUCCAAUACGUCGGGUUCCACCGCGUCGACCUCGCGAAGAGCGUGGUCCACAGCACCAAGCUCGAGGAAGACGGGCUCGUGUACUGUGGCUACCUCAACACGCAAGACUAUUCGAAUUAUCCUCCGCCACCGGUCAAGCAAAAUAUCAAGCAGAAUACAAAUAAAAAACCAGACAUCAUCGAUUUAGUCUCCUCGGACGGCGAAGACGAGCGCGCAUCUAGUAGUGCGGCCGGGCCGUCGACCACUUCGACUUCUUCGGCGCCCCGGAGCUUGAGCAUGUCGCAAGCCAGCACGAGCACACAGCUGUCGGACAAGACACUUGUCAAUGCACCGGCGGCAGUCCAUGUACAGCCGAAACUCAUAAUCAGGCCUACUUCCCCGUCUGCUCGCGCCAAACGUGCCACUCCCGGAGAGUUCACGAUACCCGGGACGAGCAAACGGCGUAAGAAGGAAGAGAAGCGCCGGACGCAGCAGCGCCAGUCACUCCCAUUGAUGCCAAUCCGUUCACCGAAACGCACCCGGUCGACUCAACGUUCGCCCUCGGCCGCAAUACCUCAGGACGUAAUCUAUGUGGGUGACUCGAGCGAAGACGAACGAGAAGUCAAGAGAGCACGUACGACAGAGAGCCCUGCCAGACAAUCCAUCUCCAACGAACAGGAACAUACGCGCGACACUCGGUCACUCACCGUGACCACACCUGGAUGGGAGACGUGGUUGGACCAAGACUUCCCGGAAUUCCUACCUUCUGGCUCUUCCCCAGCACGAGGAGAUGAAGACGACAAGGCAUACGACUCCGAAGAUGACUACGCCGUUCUCCAUGACGCGCUCAAUCUCAACAGGAGUGCUAAUUGGUCACCAGCGCUGCCGCACGAACAAUCGCGCGAGUGGGACGAUGAAGAACUAUACACUAGUGCCCACAGCCCAAGAUUACUACGGGCAGUCAUAUAUCUGGACAUCGUUACAUGGGUAUCGUAGGCGUCGUACGGACAACUUCGCGAUCCUUCGCGGCCUCCAGCCAGUAAUGAAUCUCGCGCACGCGCCCGGCGCUGUCAACCGCAUUGUACAGAAAAACGGGAUUAUCGCUAUUGCGAGCGCGGCUUCUGGUGGGGACGAAGAUCCGCUCGAGCUGUCCACUAUCGAUCCGUACAACCGGGAAGGCACGCUC